UUAAACAAAUUUUAUGAUAAAUCUGCCGAAGAAUUGGAUUUAUUUCGCAACCAUUUAAUAACGAGAUUAAGACGAUCUGAAUCUGAUCUCAUAAAGUAUAUAACCUCUCAAAAGUCGUACAAUAAUUAUUAUAGCGUUAAAUUCAACGGCAAAAUGAAUUCUUUGCGGCCAUCACUCGAUUCCUUGUGUGAUAUUAAAGCCAAUAUUCUUACAAAAGUCCAAAAUUCCGAUUCCUUUCGCGACUAUCGCUUCCAAACAAUAUCUGAAAUAAUAAACGCCAAUCAAAUAAGUGCCAAAUUUGGUGCCAAAGAGUGUGCGAUUGUCUCGAGUUCUGGUUCUUUAGUUGAUUCUGUUUUGGGUGAAGAGAUCGAUAGCCACGACAUUGUGUUGCGGUUUAAUAACGCGCCGACACUGACCUACGAGGAAGAUGUCGGCUCUGAGACCACAAUUCGUUUACUCAAUUCACAGAUUUUGUUGAACGAAAAAUUUAAUGUAAUGUCAGAUAUGAUGUAUAGAAUUGGUUUGAAACUGGUUUGGGACGCCUCUGACUAUCAAUUCGAUGGCAAUCAAUGGUUUAAUAAAAGCCGCAAAUUCUUCCAAACAUAUCAACGACUUGUGGACACAUUUCCAAAUGAAACGAUCGGUAUAUUAGAUCCGCAGCUCAUUUGGAAGUCUUGGGAUUUACUCCAAAAAUCGACAAUGAAUUCGAUACCGAAAAAUCCUCCGACUUCUGGAUUCUUAGGGAUUAUUGUUUUGUUAAACGUUUGUUCAAAAGUAGAUAUCUAUGAAUACAUUCCUUCCUUAAGACUGAGCAAUAAAUGCCAUUAUUAUGACACCACUAUCGACACCGGCUGUACGUUUGGACACUGGCAUCCAUUAUCGACCGAAAAGCUAUAUUUAAUGGCAAUUAAUGAAUGCAAUGAACGCGAGUCUGUUCUCAAAGGAAAGGUAUCCCUCAGAGGUUGUCGUGAA
Medioppia subpectinata is the source of this 972-nucleotide messenger RNA. The record is from the annotation of a GenBank genome assembly. Lineage: Eukaryota; Metazoa; Arthropoda; Arachnida; Sarcoptiformes; Oppiidae.